AGGAUACGUGUCCACGGUGUCAAGAUCGACGAACACGGUCGUCGAAUAAAGAGCUCGUGACUCGAUGUAUCUUGGCGCAUACAUUAGUCGCAAGUGUUCGUCGAACGCUGUCAAGUUGCGGGCGGACGAAAUUCGAGGCGUCUCGAAAGCAAAACGGGACCGUUGGGGCGUAAAUUUUCGUUGGAGAUGUCGGAAAAGGGGAAGAGAAGUCAGUCUGGAAGCGCGAGCAGACCGCCAGUGAAGGACUCCGUGCUGGAAAUGCGAACGAGGAUGGCGCGAAUGUUGUCCAUUGGCGAGAUUACUUCGCGGGGCUCGUUUCCGAUGGCGGGCUCCAAAGCUGGCGAGGAUCCAAAGAAGGAGGCCGCGGACCAAAACUACGACUACAUGUUCAAGUUGUUGAUUAUCGGCAACUCGUCCGUCGGCAAAACGUCCUUCCUCUUCCGCUACGCGGACGAUUCCUUCAGCUCGGCCUUCGUAUCGACCGUGGGGAUCGACUUUAAGGUGAAAACGGUCUUCAGACACGACAAAAGGAUGAAGCUACAGAUCUGGGACACUGCGGGCCAGGAAAGAUACAGAACGAUAACGACGGCCUACUACAGAGGCGCUAUGGGUUUCAUUUUAAUGUACGACAUCACAAACGAGGAGUCGUUCAAUUCGGUACAAGACUGGAUCACGCAGAUCAACACUUACUCGUCCGGCAACGCUCAAGUAAUACUGGUUGGCAACAAGUGCGACAUGGAGGACGGUAGGGUGAUCAGCGCCGAGAAAGGCAAGGAAUUGGCGGACCAACUGGGCGUGCAGUUCUUCGAGACAUCUGCCAAAGAGAACUUGAACAUUAAGACGGUGUUCGAGCAGCUGGUGGACAUCAUAUGCGACAAGAUGAGCGAGUCCCUGGACAACGAUCCAACCCUGAUCGUCGGUGGCGUGGGCCAGGCGAAGGGUCAACGACUGACCGAUCAGCCGACCAAUCCAGCGAACGCCAACUGUAAUUGCUAAGAACAUGGAUGGCCACCUAAACGCUAUACAAGGGGGUUAAGGAAGAAGAAGGACACCGAAGAAGAAAUAUUAGAAGAGAAACGCGUGUAUGUCUGUACAUGUGUGCGUGAACGCGUGUCUAUCUUGUGUGUUUGUGUGCGUGUACGCUCGUGUGUACCUGUGUGCGUGGGAAAGAGAGAGCGAGGUAGAGGGAAAGACAGAAGGAGGAAGGUCGAGUGAUAAAGCUGGCUCUAGUUCACCCUGUUCGUCGUUCCUUUACCCUUGUUUCCGACCGUUCUUCGUUCCGAUCUUUUUCUUUCCUCCUUUCUCGAUCGAUAUAUUUAUAUAUGUGCACAUAAAUACGUAUAUAUACAUAGGGUGAGCCGUGAAAUUCAACUAAUUGUUCUCGCCUUGACGGAGCGAUCCGAGGUUCCUUGGUGUCGUGACCGUUCGGUCCCAGCCGAGUCUGGAAACAAUUCUGGACGACCGUACGACACGCCAAGAGCAAACGGAAAUUAAAUUCGAACGAUCGUGAGACAGAGCUUGAAUUCCAUGGCGACGUUCACUGUAUAGUUUCUAUCCCACGUUUCUAAGUUUUUCCAGGUUCUCUUCGGGAAUUCUUUAGUGGACUGUUCGAUUGAAGGUUCUUUUUUAAACGACUUUAGCGAUCGAGUACUCGAGCAACGUACUUAGAUUAAUUCCAUUGUGUAUCAUAUCACGAUAGCAAGGUCCAUACUCUUUGGAAAUGCUGAAAAUUCGCUCACUCUCCGCUAUGCUGCCGAAGAAUAACAAAAAAAUGUGUACUAUAUAAUCUUGCACGAGUCUCUGUACCAAAUCGUCCAGGUCGAUGGGCUUCGAAGUCGGUCCACUGACGGCGAGAACAAUCAGGAUGGCUUAAAUUGGGCCACUCACCCUGUAUACAUGUAUAAAUAUGUAUGACGGUUGUAGCCUGAUUACGCGGAGGUGUCACCGAGCUGAUCCGAGACCGAUUGCGAGCGGACGUCGUUCAUUUUUGCGGGUUCGACGGUGAAAAUUCGAGAAACGGGACGAGAAAUCGACGAAGGCUCGAACGGAAAUGGGUUCUCGCGACGCGAAAAAUUUGAAACACGCGUCGAGCUUCGCCUUUCGCCACUAUCAGCAUUAUAGUUUCAUCGACGGUACUAAUUAGUUUCUCGAACGAUUUUGUUAACGAACCUGGAGACAGACGGACAAUAAUGAGAAAAUGAUAAUCAAUGGGAGAACGAUUUUUCUACGAGCGAAAUGGACGGAGAACGCAUCGUUGAUGUUUCAUUUGUUACCGUGUCGAUAGCAAGUUCCGAGAAAAAUUGUUUUGCAGUGGCGAAAGGAACGAUGUUCUUGUGAGAUUGCGUAAACGAUCGGCUGUGUUCUUUCGAAAUAAUUCCAAGAACGUACUGUUAUCGUAGGCGUCGUUUUUCGUUUUCCUCCUCGUCUUUUCCUGGAUUUGUCGUUGUAAUCGGUCUCAAAAGAACACAGCCGCCACGAUAACGAUUGUCGUUGACGAUCUGAAGCGCACCUGGAUUCGUAGCGGAGAAUAUUCGACGAUCCAUGGGAGGGAAAUAUCGAUUUUAAAAAGAAAAAACAUUUGUUCGAGGACCGCGUCGAGCCGCGUGCACGCUUGGAAAAAUUUUUGGGGUCGACGAACGUUUAACGACACAAAUUUAGGAUACGUGUAGCCACGAAUUAAACGAAACUUCACGAGUCUCGUCGACGUACGUUUUCUUGAGCGUGGACGCGGCGCCAUUGGGCCGUGGACCUGUUCAAGCGUGCAAUUCAUGUGACAAAUAAAUGUUAUGCGUUCAAUUGCAGCUCUGGCAACAAAGAAAGAAAUAUAUAUCUGUGUUGUAUUUAAUGAAACUUCGUAAUAGGUUCGAAACAAUGUUUGUUUUAUUUUAUUUUCGUUUUGACCCGUUCACGAACCGAAACUCGAAGACAGGAUCCGUUUGAGGUAUUUCGGGGGGACAGUGUUUUGACAUUGUUCCAGGACUUUUCAGCGAUUUGAAUAUUUCAUCGUUUUUUCAUCGGCCUCGACGAACACAAAGAACCGUUUCUUCGGCGACGAUCUUUUAUUUUCAUUUUCGGGAUUCGUUCUCGUUCGAAUCUGAAAUCUCGACGACGUCGUCCCGAUGCACAACACUAAUUCAGAUCCUCGAAAGGCUCGGGCACCUGUGACGAUGUUAAUAGAAUUGUUGCGACGGCUGAAGUACGUCGGCGUGGACGUUGAAUCGGGGAAAUUUCAGGAAAAUCGAGGAUGUUGGACGCGUCCCCCUUUCGAUCGAAAGACUUUUGCUUUUCUCGUAGCGAUUCGAUCGUCGACGAGAGCGAGGAAAGGGAAUUUUUAGUUUGGAGUUUUAUAAGUUCCGGUGACCGAGGAAUCUUUGAGACUGCAAUUAGGAAAAUUUUAGGGGAAACGUAAUGGAAAUAUUUUCCAUACGUUCGUAAAGUCUUAGCCACGUAGGAAAAAUAAUCGAGAAUACUUGAGUAGGAAAAUGACGAGAAAAUGGUGUAAACAUCGAACUAGCUAAUUCAUUGGAAAAAUAACGAAGAAGAACGUUGUAUCGAUUACUGAAUAUAUUUAACGAGACGUAAUAACGAAAUUUAUGCGGUGAAUAAUGUGGAACAGUCGUUAAAAAGAGUUGAAUAAGACUCUGGAGAACAUGCUGAGGAAUAUCGAAGUUAUCGAGGAGUUAAUUGAAUAAAUACUUGAUUAAAUCUCGAUACUCUACCAUUAUAAUUUUAAUUAAAGUGUAUUGAUUUCUGGCUUCGAUGUAUGCGUGACAAUAACUAGAAAGUUGCUGGUCAGUCGAUGCCGAGAAAAGCGAAAUUCCAAUAUGCGAGACAAGUCAACCAUUUUGCAUUGAGAUCCGUGUACCUCGAUGCCCCAUUUUCGCAACAAUCUUGGAUUGGUGAAAUUCAUUGGGAAAAGCUGAAAUUCAAUUGUUCCUGUUCCGCCUUCUAACGUUUCAUUGACUAGAGAACGUUUAGAGUCGUCGCGUUGGUAAGAGUUCGUUAAUUAAACCUUGGGGGGAAAAAAGCAGAACAGUGAAGUUAGACGACCUGAUUCGCGUUUAAAAUACUUUGUUUCGUCGAAGCACUGUUAAUACCAAUGCAUACUUUGCAAACGUUUAUAAAUGUCAUGAUUCUUUACAAUAAAUUCGGAAUUAUUUUUACUGCGACCUUUCUGCAAUUAAUUCGACCAGAAAAUGGUGGCUCGUUUAAUUCCUCGCAGGCCACGCUAUCGACGAACUUUUUAAUUUCGCAAAAUAUUUUUAUUUGCAAACCGGUGGAAAGGAAAAAUGAUCUCGACGGUUUGAACCAACGAUUCGUUGUCUUUCCUUCACGAUAACGUUAAUCGAGAAUACAAGCAAAGCUGAAAUCAAUAUUGGACGAGACAGAAAUUUGAUGGAAACAAUUUUUUUGAUCGCUCACCACUCCCGAACGAUAGUUUGAAAUCGAAGGAAUAAAAAGAUUUGAGGUACAUUAGCAAGAGAGCACCGAUCUUUGGCGUCAAUUAUCACGAAAAGCAUGGCGUCCAUCCGAUUGCUUGAGUCGUCGCUUGGCGUUAUAAACCUACUAGGCAACCUGCCCCUCUGUACAUACAGCAAUAUAUAUAUUUAAAAAAA
Colletes gigas is the source of this 4616-nucleotide messenger RNA. RefSeq names its product ras-related protein Rab-3 (gene Rab3). The record is from RefSeq and is a predicted model, not a curated record. Gene Ontology annotation, molecular function: GTPase activity; GTP binding. The coding region runs from base 187 to 996 and encodes 269 amino acids. The transcript is spliced from 4 exons. Gene Ontology annotation, cellular component: synaptic vesicle; plasma membrane; endosome. Lineage: Eukaryota; Metazoa; Arthropoda; Insecta; Hymenoptera; Colletidae. Gene Ontology annotation, biological process: regulation of exocytosis; protein localization to plasma membrane; protein secretion.